This is a messenger RNA of Linum trigynum, 697 nucleotides long. NCBI's taxonomy places the organism in Eukaryota, Viridiplantae, Streptophyta, Magnoliopsida, Malpighiales, Linaceae. The record is from the annotation of a GenBank genome assembly.
CAAACCGGCCGGACCCCGAUCAGACCAUUAAACCUCAAACCCCUUGCUUGACCGGCUCAAUGACUUAAACCGGUUUGACAACUACUUCAUAUCUGUAACAAUUCUUAUCACUAGUAUAGAUCUGAUUGUGAAAUCUGGAGAUCUACCAACGUCGAGAAAUGCUAGGAUGGAGGAGAUCGAUGCGGUGGUUUGACGUCAGCCUCGUAACGGCUGGAAGAGAUCCGCCAAUUGUGACGGUUGGAAGAGGUGCGCAACAUGAUGGCAGUGUUGCCGAGACAGAUCUGGUAAUCGACAAUGAAUCUUGUGCGAUGGUGGCCUUCCUUGGGAAGGAUCCAGGAUUAGUGGACGACGGGGAGGGAGGAUGGCGUUAACGGUGGCGCUCCUCAGUAGUUCAGGCGGCCACCCUCGAUAGUGGCUAAUGAAGAGACGGAAGCGGCGACACGACGAAGGCUAGUCCGCGAGCGAUAGCGAUGUUGGUCGGGCGAUUGGAUUCAUGGAGGAGGUGGAAGAGGCAUGGGAAAAGACAGUUUUUGGCGGAGAGGUAGGGGGAAAAAGUGGGUGGCCAGGAGAGAGGUGUGGGAGGGACAAUGUGUUUUUAUAUUAGGGUUUAAGAGCAUAUUGACUAAAUUGCCCUCUUUUUAAUUCUGACUCUAGGAUUAGGUUUUUAAUCUAACAAUAAUUAACCUAGUUAGUAUGG